This is a messenger RNA of Mobula hypostoma (lesser devil ray), 1365 nucleotides long. Its product is annotated as meprin A subunit alpha-like. Bases 1 to 1365 code for a protein of 454 amino acids. Gene Ontology annotation, biological process: proteolysis. Gene Ontology annotation, molecular function: zinc ion binding; protein binding; metalloendopeptidase activity. NCBI's taxonomy places the organism in Eukaryota, Metazoa, Chordata, Chondrichthyes, Myliobatiformes, Myliobatidae. Gene Ontology annotation, cellular component: membrane. The transcript has 10 exons. The record is from RefSeq and is a predicted model, not a curated record.
AUGCACUCAUCCGCAUUGUAUUCCUUUUCUUUAGUAGUUUUGUUGGCAUAUUGUGAAACUUUGGUGAUCAGAAAGGGUCCUUUUGAAAAUUAUUAUGAAGUGGAUGUUAGCAAUUUAAAAGAGGAUAUCUCACAAAUAAAUGCAGAAUCCCAAAGGUUUUUGAUUCAGGGAGACAUUGCAGUAGUUGUAAAACGGAAUGCUCGUAAAGACCCAACAAAGAGAUGGACAUUCCCAGUUCCAUACAUUCUAACAGAUAGUCUUGAGUUAAAUGCCAAGGGCAUCAUCUUGGAUGUGUUUGAGCAGUUUCGCUUAAAGUCGUGCAUUGAUUUUAAACCAUAUAAAGGAGAAAAAUCUUUCCUAUCUUUUAAAAAGUUAAAUGGGUGCUGGUCUUUUGUUGGUAAUAACCACAAUGGCCAAGAUUUGUCCAUUGGUACAUGGUGUGACAGAAAACCUGUUAUUGAGCAUGAAAUUAUGCAUGCACUAGGAUUUUACCACGAGCACUCAAGAACAGACCGUGAUGAUUACGUUAAUAUUUGGUGGAAUGAAAUUCAGCCUGGUUAUGAGAUUGAUUUUGAAGUGUAUGGCGAUGACAUGAUUACUGACCACAACACUCCAUAUGAUUAUGAUUCUCUGGUGCAUUAUCCACCAUUCUUCUUCAACAGAAACAAUAGUGUGCGAACCAUCACUACAAAGAUACCAGCGUUUAAUGACAUUAUUGGACAGCGAUUAGACUUCAGUGCUCUUGAUCUGCUGAGGUUAAAUCAAUGGUAUAAAUGCAGUAAGUUCAGUUUUCUGACCGAAUAUGCUGGAUACUUCAUGUACCUUGAUACUAAGAAUAGCAAGGCAGGUCAAAAUGCUGUUCUGGAGUCCAGGAUCCUGUACCCCAGAAGGGAUGAGCAGUGUCUUCAGUUUUUCUACAAAAUAACAGGCAGUCCAAUGGAUAAGCUCGUUAUAUGGAUGAAAAUGGAUAAUGGAACUGGAACUGUUCAAAAACUAGUUAAAAUUCAUACAUUACAAGCGGAUGGCAGCCAUUCAUGGAACAUUGCCCAUGUGAAAUUCAAUGCGACAGCCAAGUUUCGUUAUGUUUUCGAAGGAAUAAUUGGUAACUCCAGUGAUUCUUCAGGUGGUAUUUUCCUGGAUGAUGUCACACUUACCGAGACCAAAUGUCGUUAUAGUGUCUGGCAUGUAAGGAACUUCACCGAAAGGAUUCAAAACAAUUAUAGGAGGACCAUAACCAGUCCAUGUUUCUAUAGCCCGGAAGGAUAUCGAUACGGUUUAACUUUAAGACUUCGGUCUCGUUAUGAAAAUUAUACAGGGAUCUUUUUCCACCUGUGCAGUGGUGAAAAUGAUGAUAUGCUUGAAUGA